UCGCCGCUUGAUUCAUUCAUUUGCUUAACUUGUUUUGGACCGUAAACAAGGUGCGAAUAGGACACCGGAAACAAAGCUCCCCACAGGUGUUUCCCCACAGGAGUUUCCGCACCAGAAGUAGCAUAUGCUAACGUGCACAUAGUCUAUUGUGCUGCCUGAAAAUAUCAUUUAAAAUUAGUCAAAGCCAUACCCCCUUUGUCCUUUGGAAACUGCAGAGCAGAGAAGCGUAUUCUUGCCUUUUUGUCCCCCCAUAUGAAUCUCCACAACAUUUUGUCCCAGGCCUCAAAUUGUUGAGAUGGAAUUUCAACCGGCAGUGCCUGAAAAAUGUACAGUAGCUGUUCUGUUAUCACUAAAAGUUGUAAAAUGUUGUAUCACUAAAAUAUCAUUCUCAGUCAGUUGUUAUUCAUUAUGUGUUUACAGCACCCUCUGUGGUUGCUCCAAGUAAUGCACUUAGAAACGGCUUUAUUUUGAAAAAACUUUAUUGAACAGGAAGUCCGCUCAGUCAAGCAAAGCAAGUGAGCAAGAAGAAGGGAAACAUAUCGGCACACAGUUUAUGGUGUCCUGUUGGAAAAAAAUACUGUCCACAUCUUCGGUUUAUGGUUGUAUCGCCGACCUCCCACAGCAACAUGAUUGUAAGGAAAAUGAGGAUCUGGAUGACCAGCAGGACUGUAGCCAGAAGAGGAACUCCAGUUUCAACCAAGAAGACCCGGAACAGGAGGAAAUGUACACCAAUCAGGAAGGAGAGCAGCUUUCAUGUAACCAGGAAACCAAAGGCAUCAUCGUCUGGACUGGGCAGGAACUGGGCAUCAUGUUGAACCCUGAAGUAAAGUUGUACAGAAUAGAUUUACCACAACAUGACUGUAAGGAUGAGGGAGGGCUCACAGAUCAGCAGGUCUGUAACCCGAAGAACAACUCCAGUCUGGACCAGGAGGAUCCUUCGCAGAUUAAAGGGGAACAGGAGAAACUCGGUACCACUCAAGAUGGAAAACCGCAGGAGACUGGAACAUUUCCUGCUCAUAAAGAAAGUGACCACAGUGAACCAGGACCAAGCAGUGACCAGCUCCUUUCUCACAACUCUCCUGACACAGAUCAGGACGAAAGAAAGGAUGAUAAUUCACACAGUAUAAAGUCAGCGCAAAUUGUAUCAGGACUGACAGUUCAAAAUUCCAAGACAGCACACUUAUGUAGCACCUGUGGGAAAAAAUUUAAGACUAAAUCAAAAUUGAAUCAACAUAUACAAACUCACAAGAGACCACAUUCUUGCGGCACCUGUGGGAAAAGAUUUAGUUGUAUGUCACACGUGAACAGACACAUGCAAAGUCACACAGGUGAGAAGCCACAUUCUUGUAGUACCUGUGGGAAAAGAUUUCACUGUAAUUCAGACUUGACUAGACACAUCAAAACUCACACAGGUGAGAAACCAUAUUCUUGUAGCACCUGUGGGAAAAGAUUUAUUAGGAAGAGACAUUUGAAAAUUCACAUGGAAUAUCAUGCAGGUGAAAAAACUCACACAGGUGAGAAACCAUAUUCCUGUAGCACUUGUGGGAAAAGAUUUUAUUUAAAAUCAAGUUUGAAAUCCCACAUAACAAUUCACACAGGUGAGAAGCCAUAUUCCUGUAGCACAUGUGGGGAAAGAUUUCGUCUAAACACACAGUUGAAGAGACAUGCGAAUUCACACAGGUGAGGAGUCUGAGUCACAGAGAGGGCCCAAACUGUCCAAAGUUGUAGAAUCCCCUAAUUAGUGAAAUUUAUAGCUUACAUUUGUUAGUGCAACUUGUUUUAAAGGCAUGAAAAUCUGUAGUAUUAAUAGGGCUGGGCGUCGUCACUGAUUUCUAGAAUCGAUUCGAUUACGAUCCACAAGGUCUCGAAUCGAUUCGAUCCACGAUUCGAUUUCAGUCGAUUUGAAUCUGGGAAAUUUUGCCUCAGUUAGAAAUGAUAUUAUUCUGAUCACGUAUCAGUACAUAUCAGUACAGUACAUCACGUAUCAGUACAAUAACAAUAAUUUUUAAUCCUACAACUGUUUAUAACUUGCAUAGUUCAUAUUUCUGUAUAGUUUUUUAAUU
Molecule: messenger RNA, 2063 nt
Organism: Oreochromis niloticus (Nile tilapia)
Lineage: Eukaryota; Metazoa; Chordata; Actinopteri; Cichliformes; Cichlidae
Product: zinc finger protein 436
Exons: 3
Coding region: 554-1684 (376 amino acids)
Biological process (GO): regulation of transcription by RNA polymerase II
Cellular component (GO): nucleus
Molecular function (GO): DNA-binding transcription factor activity, RNA polymerase II-specific
Source: RefSeq, a predicted model, not a curated record